Messenger RNA from Loxodonta africana (African savanna elephant), 7182 nucleotides. RefSeq names its product Rho GTPase activating protein 23 (gene ARHGAP23). The coding region runs from base 554 to 5152 and encodes 1532 amino acids. The transcript is spliced from 23 exons. Gene Ontology annotation, biological process: signal transduction. The record is from RefSeq and is a predicted model, not a curated record. Gene Ontology annotation, molecular function: protein binding. Lineage: Eukaryota; Metazoa; Chordata; Mammalia; Proboscidea; Elephantidae.
UGCCUAAGUGUGCGUGUGCAUGCCUGUGUGUCUCUGGUGCGUGCUGUGUGCAUGUGUCUGUAUGUGUGUGUGCAUGAAAAUCUGUGGGCUAUGUGUGACUGUGUGUGUAACUGUGUGUCCUCAUCUGUGUGUUCACAUCUGUGUCUGAGUGCAUAUUUGCGCCUGUGUGUCCAUGUGUUUGUAUGAGUGCCUGUGAAUGUGUCUGUGUCUGCACGUGUGUGUCUGUCUGUGUGAGCAUGUUACACGCAACUCUGUGUGCAUGUGUGUGAGUGGUUAUGCAGCAGGCAGGAAUGAGCUCAGACAGCAGCAGGCAUUUCCCAGGUAGGGAGGCUGAGUGUUUGGUGCAUACGUAGGAGGUGCUCAGCGAACAUUUGCUGAUCUGAACGAACCUCCAGUUCCCUGCAACAAGUUAUUUCCCUGGAGGCAAGGCAUCUUGGGUGGACUGAGGAGAAAAGAAAGAAGGCAGGAGCCAUUGGGCUGAUGAAGGUGGGAGAGGAAGGAAGGGGUGAGGAGGAGUACAUGGACAGGGAGGGUACCUGACACCCUAGGGUCUAUGGGCCUCUCCCGGUCCUCUUCACAUCCUCUGGGCUGCAGAGAGAGGUGCCGAGUAUGCAGACUCGGGAGUUCGGACCACACUGGUGUUCAGCCCUCUCUCCCUGUGCUCCCACAGCUGCCACUGGGCCCGAGAGAUGGGUGCUCUGCUGGGCGCCCCCUCCGCUGGCAGGGGCCCCGCACUCUGCUGCUGCACAAAAGUCUCCAGGAUGGCUUCGGCUUCACCCUGCGCCACUUCAUCGUGUACCCGCCCGAGUCGGCCGUGCACUGCAGCCUGAAGGAGGAAGACAAUGGAGGCCGAGGAGGAGGACCCUCCCCCCGGCACCGCCUGGAGCCCAUGGAUACCAUCUUUGUCAAGAAUGUGAAGGAUGAUGGCCCCGCCCACAGGGCAGGGCUUCGCACAGGAGACCGGCUGGUGAAGGUGAAUGGGGAGAGCAUCAUUGGCAAGACCUACUCCCAGGUCAUAGCUCUGAUCCAGAAUAGCGAUGAUACCCUGGAACUGUCCAUUAUGCCCAAAGAUGAGGACAUCCUCCAGCUGGCCUACUCCCAGGACGCCUACCUGAAGGGGAACGAGCCGUAUUCUGGAGAGGCCCGCAGCAUCCCAGAGCCACCGCCCCUCUGCUACCCCCGCAAGACCUAUGCCCCGCCGGCCCGGGUCUCCACCUGGGCCACUGUGGUGCCUGAGCCCCUCUCAGCACUGCCCAGUGAUCCCCGGAGUCCCGCUGCCUGGAGCGACCCAGGGCCCCGAGUCCCGUCUGCUGCUUGUGCUGUUCCAGACAACCCCUCUUUGGGGAUGAGCCAGCCCCGCCCCAGCCCUGGUGCCUUCCCCCGCCUCCCCUCCGAGCCCCGGACGAUCCGUGCCUUCCCAGAGCCCGGCAGCCGGGUGCCCCCCAGCAGACUGGAGUGCCAGCAGGCCUUGUCACACUGGCUGUCAAACCAGGUGCCCCGCAGGGCGGGGGAGAGACGGUGCCCAGCCAUGCCGCCCCGGGCCCGCAGUGCUUCCCAGGACCGGCUGGAGGACGUGACUGCCCACCACCCAUGGCCCUGCUCCACCUCCCAGGAUGCCUUGAGCCAGCUGGGCCAGGAGGGCUGGCACCGAGCCCGUUCAGACGACUACCUGAGCCGGGCCGCUCACUCGGCUGAGGCACUGGGGCCAGGGACCCUGGUGUCACCCCGCUUGGAGCGCUGUGGCUGGGCUUCUCAGCAUCCGUCUGCCCGCCCCACUGCCUGCCCUGCUCGGGACCUGUCGGGACCCCAGGCCCCACCCCCACCUGGCCUGCAGGGCCUGGACGACAUCGGGUACAUUGGGUACCGGAGCUACAGCCCAUCGUUCCAGCGCCGGACUGGCCUCUUGCAUGCACUUUCCUUUCGAGACUCACCGUUUGGGGGGCUGCCCACCUUCAACUUGGCCCAGUCCCCUGCAUCGUUCCCGCCAGAGGCCUCUGAACCACCCAGGGCUGUCCGUCCAGAGUCCAGCACCCGGACCCUGGAGCCUCCCACCGAGGAGCGCCGUGACGAAGUGGUCCUGAGGCAGAAGCCUCCGACGGGCCGAAAGGUCCAGCUGCCCCCUGCAAGACAGAUGAACCUCGGUUUUGGUGACGAGUCCACAGAACCAGAGGCCAGUGAGCAAGGAGAGCGUCCAGGCAGGAAGGUGGCCCCUUUGACCACUGCUGAAGACUCUCUGGCUUCCAUCCCCUUCAUUGAUGAACCCACCAGCCCCAGCAUCGACCUCCAGGCCAAGCACGUUCCUGCCUCUGCAGUGGUCUCCAGUGCCAUGAACUCGGCCCCUGUCCUGAGCACCAGCCCAUCCUCCCCGACCUUCACCUUUGCCCUUGGCCGUCACUACUCCCGGGACUGCAGUAGCAUCAAAGCCGGCCGCCGCUCCUCCUACCUGCUGGCCAUCACCACGGAGCGCUCCAAGUCCUGUGACGACGGGCUCAACACCUUCCGGGAUGAGGGCAGGGCUCUGCGGCGCCUGCCAAACCGAGUACCCAGCCUGCGGAUGCUCCGAAGCUUCUUCACUGAUGGGUCCUUGGAUAGCUGGGGCACCUCCGAAGAUGCUGACGCCCCUUCUAAGCGACACUCAACCUCUGACCUCUCAGAUUCAACCUUCAGCGAUGUCAGGAGGGAAGGCUGGUUGUAUUAUAAGCAGAUCCUCACCAAGAAGGGGAAGAAAGCGGGCAGUGGCCUGCGCCAGUGGAAGCGGGUGUACGCCGCGCUGCGGGCGCGCUCGCUCUCGCUGAGCAAGGAGCGGCGGGAGCCCGGGCCGGCGGCGGGGGCUGCGGUGGCCGUCGCAGGUGAGGACGAGGCGGCGCCCGUCUGCAUCGGCUCCUGCCUGGUGGACAUCUCCUACAGCGAGACCAAGAGGAGGCACGUGUUCCGGCUGACCACCGCUGACUUCUGUGAAUAUCUCUUUCAGGCUGAGGACCGGGAUGACAUGCUGGGCUGGAUCAGAGCGAUCCGGGAGAACAGCAGGGCCGAGGGCGAGGACCCCGGCUGUGCCAACCAAGCUCUGAUCAGCAAAAAGCUUAACGAUUACCGAAAAGUGAGCCAUAGCUCUGGACCCAAAGCUGAUUCCUCUCCCAAAGGCUCUCGUGGCCUGGGGGGGCUCAAGUCUGAGUUCCUCAAGUCUGAGUUCCUCAAGUCUGAGUUCCUCAAGUCCGAAUUCCUCAAGCAGAGUGCAGCUCGCAGCCUCAGGACUCAAGACCUGCACACAGGCAGCAAGGAUGACAGUGCUACCACCCCCAAAGCCCCCUGGGGUAUCAACAUCAUCAAAAAGAACAAGAAGGUAGCCCCAAGAGCAUUUGGGGUGCGGCUGGAGGAGUGUCAGCCAGCCACAGAGAACCAGCGUGUCCCCCUGAUCGUGGCUACGUGCUGUCGCAUCGUGGAAGCACGGGGGCUGGAGUCCACGGGCAUUUACCGAGUGCCUGGCAACAAUGCCGUGGUGUCCAGUUUGCAGGAGCAGCUCAAUCGCGGGCCCAGUGACAUCAACCUGCAGGACGAGCGCUGGCAAGACCUAAAUGUGAUCAGCAGUCUGCUCAAGUCCUUUUUCCGAAAGUUGCCCGAGCCUCUGUUCACAGAUGACAAAUACAAUGACUUCAUCGAGGCCAAUCGCAUUGAAGACUCCAGGGAGCGGAUGAAGACACUGCGGAAGCUGAUCCGGGAUCUCCCAGGACACUACUAUGAAACACUCAAAUUCCUCGUGGGCCAUCUCAAGACCAUAGCUGACCACUCAGAGAAAAACAAGAUGGAACCCCGGAACCUGGCCCUGGUCUUUGGGCCGACGCUGGUGAGGACGUCUGAGGACAACAUGACAGACAUGGUGACCCACAUGCCUGAUCGCUACAAGAUCAUCGAGACACUGAUUCAGCAUUCAGACUGGUUCUUCAGCGAUGAAGAGGACAAGGGAGAGAGAACCCCUGUGGAUGACAAGGAGCCUCAGUCAGUGCCCAACAUCGAGUACCUCCUGCCCAACAUUGGCAGGACGGUGCCCCCUGCUGACCCAGGUUCCGAUUCCACCACCUGUAGUUCAGCCAAGUCCAAGACCUGUCUCCCCGCACAGGGCUCGUGGGCCCCCAAGAAAGAGCCGUACGCCCGGGAGAUGCUGGCGAUCUCCUUCAUCUCGGCCGUCAACCGCAAGCGGAAGAAGCGGCGUGAGGCGCGGGGACUGGGCAGCAGCACCGACGACGACUCGGAGCAAGAGGCGCACAAGCCCGGGGCGGGGGCGCCGUUGCCGGGGACCCAGGACCUGCCGGAGGGGCAGCUGCCGGGUGCCGCUGCCCCGGAGGUCCCCGGGCGCCUCAGCCCCUCAGCGGCGCCAGAGGAGCGGCCGGCCGCGGACACGCGCUCCAUCGUCUCGGGCUACUCAACCCUGUCCACCAUGGACCGCAGCGUGUGCUCCGGCGCCGGGGGCAGGAGGGCGGGCGCUGGGGACGAGGCGGACGACGAGCGCAGCGAGCUGAGCCACGUGGAGACGGACACCGAGGCGGGCGCGGCCAGCGCGGGACCCGCGGGGCGCCUGGCGCGCCGGCCCUCCUUCAGCUCGCACCACCUGAUCCCCUGCGAUACCCUGGCGCGGCGCCGCCUGUCCCGGAGCCGCCCGGACGGCGAGGGCGCGGGCCGGACAGGACCCCGCGUCGCCGAGCUGCUCGGCUCGGCGUCCUCCAGCAGCCAGGAGUCGCUGCGCCCUCCGGCGUCCGCCGCGGCGCUGGUGUCUCGGCCCUCGCGCAUCGAGGCGCUGCGGCUGCGUCUUCGCGGCACCGCGGACGACAUGCUGGCGGUGCGGCUUCGGCGGCCGCUGUCGCCAGAGACGCGGCGGCGCCGCAGCAGCUGGCGCCGCCACACAGUCGUGGUGCAGAGUCCGUUGACCGACCUCAACUUCAACGAGUGGAAGGAGCUGGGCGGCGGGGGCCCCCCAGAGCCCGCGGGCCCUCGGGCGCACAGUGACAACAAGGACUCGGGCCUCAGCAGCCUGGAGUCCACUAAGGCGCGGGCCUCGUCAUCCGCGGCUUCGCUGCCCCCGGCAAUGGGGGAGCCCGGAGCCGCGCAGAGCCAGCCCCCGCGCCGCUCGGCUGCUGCCCGCCUCCACCGGUGUCUGUGACCCGCCCCGCCCGCGUCCCCGGGCCCUAGCCCUCCCUGGAGCCUCUGGGGAACGGGGAGCCUCCUCUGGUUUGCACCCCUUCCCCAGUUUUGGUGCCCCUCGGUGCGUCGGACUGGGAGCUGCAGGCCGCAUCUCUAGCUUGUGUGCUGGAGGUGGUGGGGUGGGCAGAGAAGGCAGGCUGGCUGGAGGAAGAGGAGUGGAAGAGAGGGAGACGUGGAGUUAGAGGGAGAGGAGAGGGGACGGGCCCGGCUCAGCACAGGGCUGCUGGGGGUCCCCUGGAUUAGUGACAGAGUGUGCCCUCCUGGGUCGUUCUGUGUCUGCCCUUAGGGGCCCUUGCCCACUAUGGGGUGUGGGUAGUGAAUCCCCAAAUUUCAGACUAAAGGAAAGACACUGGGUAAUGCUGGCCGUUCGCUUCUUUCCUCUCCCUGCCCUGCCCCCCUUAGCUCCUGAGUAAAAGAGUGGGCUGUGUAUGUGUGUUGGGUGGUGGUGUCCACGGGGGAGGAGGGCCUGUGUGCACGAGUGUGUGUAGUCACUGUCCAGAGGUGUUUCCAGUAGCUGCUUCUGCCACUCCUGUUCCUUCCUUCCCCUCAUCCUCCCAGAGCUCCCCACCAGACAAAGCGCAUGGGGAUCCUGUCCCCCUAUUUGUCAGGCAAGCCAGAGAAGGGGGUGGGGCCACUCUGCAGAGGCGGGACUGAGACCCCCACCAGGCUACUUUCCCCCUCACCCAUCCCUUUGCCAACCCCCAAGCCACACCCCUAUCGGGUCUCUAUGAGUCGAAAUUGACUCAUUGGCAAUGGGUUUGGUUUGUUUUUUUUUUUAAGCCGCCCCCCCAAGGGCUUUGACUAAGGGGAGUUGCCUGUUCCCCAGACAGUUUGGGGAGUAUGCAGGGUCCCCCCUGCUGGUACCUCCCUUGCCUCUCUUUUGUUCUUCCAGCUGUGCCCCCUGUGCUUCCACAACUCAGGCACACAGACCCCUACUCUCACCCCUUAGGAGGGGGGAGUCAGAAACACCACUGGUGGCCCUGUCUCUGUCCUGCUUCUCUUUCUCACACACACACACACACAUGCGCACGCGCGCGCACGUAUGGGGUCUGAGCUGGGCUGUUCCUUCAGGAUGGGCAGGACCCAGCCCCCUCCCCUCUCCACACAUUGUAAAUAGAUACAGAUGGCAGAGCACCUGGCCUCCCCCCACACCCCCUCACUCAUUCCAGGGAAGCCCAAGUGGGGCUGUGAACCCACAGCCACGUCUAUCAGUCCUCUUGUUUUCUGCAAAGAUUUGCUGUAAAGUAGACUCCUCCCUCCCCCCUCCUUUUACUGUAAAUAUUGUCUCUAAAUGUGUAACAUAUUAUAAAGAAUUUAUAAGGAUUUUUAAAGAUGUUUUGCUCAUUUUAAAAAGUGCUGUAACAGUGUUGGGUAAAGCCCCCCUGCCCCACAUCCGCAUGUCUCCUUCACUGUGUCCCUGACACACCUCUCUAGGCGACAACUAAGAUGUCCUGCUUCUGAAAAGUCCUGUCUUAAAAGUACAGUCUAUCUUGGAAAUAAAUGGCUUUCCUUGAGGUGUGAGUCAGCUGUCUCAAUUGUUUUGGAGGGAGGAGAGGGCCAGAGCAGGGCUGAGAUGGGAGAGCAAGGUACCCAGCCUAGAAGGGAGGGCAGCGGGGGCUGGGCCAGGCAGUAGCAGGUGGAGGACCAGGCUGUGGUGGGUGGGGGCAAAUCUCUUCCUCCUGGAAGCUUUAUAGGUGUCAUGGGAGACUGGUGUGAGCGAUGACACAGGCUCAGAAUGUAGGCUGGAAGAGUGGAUGACCUUCAUUCCUGGGGAAGGUGCUGGUUUCCAAGCCCCUGUUCUUGGUAUCCUUGCAGAGGUCAGACAGGUGCACAGGGACCUUCCUUCUCAGGCCUGGAUCCUGGAUUCCCUUCAGAAUGGUCCCAGAGGCCCCCAAACCUCCCUGAGGUGAGAUGCUGCCCAGCAGACAGGGGUUUGGGCAAGGCCCAUGCCCUGAGGGGGCCAUCCUGGCCAGCUGUCAUCAUAGGCAC